Cyclopterus lumpus (lumpfish) is the source of this 1236-nucleotide messenger RNA. RefSeq names its product eukaryotic translation initiation factor 4E-binding protein 3-like. NCBI's taxonomy places the organism in Eukaryota, Metazoa, Chordata, Actinopteri, Perciformes, Cyclopteridae. Gene Ontology annotation, cellular component: cytoplasm. Gene Ontology annotation, biological process: negative regulation of translational initiation. The record is from RefSeq and is a predicted model, not a curated record. Gene Ontology annotation, molecular function: eukaryotic initiation factor 4E binding.
UUACAGGAAAACAUUCCCACCACAUAGUCGCUCCACGUGUCUCAGAGCCGUUGCACAAAAACAUCACGAGUGGCCGCUGCAGCCGUGUGUGUAGUACAAAUACAGCACAUGGUAGCGUUUGGUAGCUGCUUUUAGCGACAGACACCACCGGGGCCCCCGAAAAAACUCUCUUGAGCUUGUGUGAAUCCUCCGUUUGCGAGUUACAGUUGCAAAGAGUUUCCUCCGUUGGCCGUAAAGCAAGUCCCACAGCGCUGAAGCCGCCCGUCUCCGUGCACGCCUAGUGAGCGUUACACCGCGAGGUCGAGGACUUUUAAAGACACUCGUCCCACUCCGCCUGCAGCAGCCCCGCAGAAGCUAGCAUGUCGUCCGGCACAAACGAAGUGAAAAGCUGCCCCAUACCCACCAGGGUGCUCACCCUGAAGGACUGGUCCCAGCUACCCGACUGUUACAGCCAGACACCCGGGGGGACCCUCUUCUCCACCACGCCAGGAGGUACCCGCAUCAUUUAUGACAGGAAGUUUCUUUUGGAUUGUCGAACCCCUCUAGCCCGGACCCCCCCAUGCUGUCUGCCCCAGAUCCCCGGGGUGACAGUACCUGCUACACACACUAUGGGGAAACUGCAGGACCUCAAGGAGGAGGCAGAGGAGGAAGAGAAGGACCUUGCGGAUGACAACCAGUUUGAGAUGGACAUCUGAGCUCCAGUAUUACCUCCUGUGGAGAGUUAUCAUUUAAAACACCUCCAGGGUCAUUCAUGACUAAUGCAUUACAUAUAAGCUUUUUUUUUACCUUUUUUAAAAAAAUAAAAGCUUUUGUGAUGAACCAAAACAAAAGAGGAAAAGUGUAGGGUGUUUUUGACCCUACAAAGUGUGUUAAGCAAAGAAAUGCUGUUUAAUGGGCUGAUUAGUGGAUCACUCACUUCAGAGCUGCAGCAGGGUUGAACAAAAUCCAUUUUGAUUUAACUUUUUUUUUAAAUCUUUUGUAAAUAACAUUGUACAAUGUAGCCUAUUUUUUAAGUUGGGGAAUACAGGAUGAUUACAUUAAGACAUGUAGAAUUGUUCACUGCAGGCAUCAGUAGUUUUGUUGUAAAACCCCCCACCCUCCCAAAAAACAGAUGGCUAACUUUCUUUGUGAUAAUAUUGGGGGUCAGGGCCUAAAUCAGUUUCUUCUCUGUUUUUGUAUGGAGCGAGCGAGAGCUGAAAUGUGAAUAAUUUCAAAUAAAGGCUGUUCAAACUGCCA